Anolis sagrei ordinatus is the source of this 1120-nucleotide messenger RNA. It is a transcript of the gene LZIC, whose product is annotated as leucine zipper and CTNNBIP1 domain containing. Gene Ontology annotation, molecular function: beta-catenin binding. Lineage: Eukaryota; Metazoa; Chordata; Lepidosauria; Squamata; Anolidae. The record is from RefSeq and is a predicted model, not a curated record.
GUCGCCGAAGGGCUUCCCCCACGCCCUGGGAACCGGAAGUGAGAGGGACUCGCCCCUCCGUGACAGCAGACCCUGUCUCUUGGAGGGAGGAUGUGAUUGGAAGAGGUGGAGGCUCAGGAAGAGGAAGAAGAGGAGGAGGAGGAGGAAGAAGAAGGGUUGGAGAGGUUGGUAAUGCGAAGAGUUGAAAAUGGCUUCAAGAGGGACAAUUGAAACCAGCAAGUUGAAACAGAACUUGGAAGAGCAGCUGGACCGAUUGAUGCAGCAACUGCAAGAUCUGGAGGAGUGCCGAGAGGAACUAGACACAGAUGAAUAUGAAGAAACCAAGAAGGAAACCCUCGAACAGCUGAGUGAGUUCAAUGAUUCCUUGAAGAAGAUUAUGUCCGGAAACAUGACCCUGGUGGAUGAACUUAGUGGGAUGCAGUUGGCCAUACAAGCGGCCAUCAGUCAGGCUUUCAAAACCCCAGAAGUCAUCCGCAUGUUUGCCAAAAAACAGCCUGGACAGUUGAGAACUAGAUUGGGCGAGAUGGACAGAGAUUUGAUUGUUGGAAAGCUAGGGCGGGACCUUUACACCCUGCAGAAAGUGGAAAUCCUCACCGCACUCCGCAAGCUUGGGGAGAAGCUGACGCCCGAUGAUGAGACCUUCCUUUCAACAAAUGCUGGAGCUGCUCUAAGCCAGUUUGAGAAGGUCUCCAAUGACCUUGGGUCAGGGGACAAGGUCUUCGCCCUGGCAAGUUUCGAGGUAGAAAAAUCCAAGCAAUGAAGGCUUUGUUUUUCCAUUUUGUGGGCAACUUCUGCCUGUCUACGUUGGCCUCUCAUUUUUUUGAAAAAAAAUGUUGUAUUUGUUGUAUUCUUACAGACUUUUUUUUGUAACGCUCUUUCUCUUAACAGCAAGGUAACCGAAAGCAAAAAAAUUAAAUAAAAAUUAAGUACACUUCAGGAACUCAACAAAGUAAAGGUCUGAAGCUUGAAACACUAAGUGGUAUUCUUCAACAAAGGAAAACAAACCUAAUUGUGACUGUCAUUUUUGUAAAACAUGGGCAAUUGCGUACGAUUCUCCUUUCUCUCUUUGUCUUUGAAAUGUGCAAUUUUUUUUUGUAGUAAAAUGUUCUCUCUUUCUUUA